UUCAAAUAGAAUGUAGGUGCUUUAUCCCAUAACACUGGCCUAGCUAUGCGUAUUCUUUGUGACUGUAGUCGUUUCACUCAGUGGAGGCAGGUGGCUGAGUGGGAACUAUGGUGGACAUCAGUCAGCUGUGUGCACCCAUAGUGGUGUACCAGGAGGACGUGAGAGAACCCAUCACUGCACGAAGCGAGUGGGCACGCCUACAAGGGUCAUUGUGCGAUCCAGUGUCUUGUUUGAUAGGUUCCAUGGGGACCCUAUGUGCAAGGUUGGCCUGUCUCCCUCCCCUCUUCAGCACUAAGGGAUAUGACUGCAGACCUGAGCUGUACACCAACCUAGCAGCUUUUUCAGAGGACAAAGACAGACAGGAAAAUUUGAGGUCAAAAUUCACAUGGCUGACCUCCCAAAUGGACUCAUCUUCAUUGAUGCAGAACCACUGGAGCAUAACGCCAUCUGAAAAGCGGAAGGAGGGAAUGCCCAAGCUAGUGGAGCAGUACCAGUUCCCGGGUUUCCACAACGACAAGCCAUUGCCUCUGCCACACAGUACCACUUUCUCGACAAUCGUCACCCAUGUUGUGAGGGCACAGCCGCAACUCACCGAAAAGCCGAGAUGCAAGGCAGUGUUUCAAAGCAUCCUGUCCUCAUCUAAUGUGGUGGACUUUGUCAUUGACACCUUCUGGUGGCUUUUUCUGCAGAACUUCAAGCCUGACAGCCAAGUUCAGGAUAGGCUGUUUGCACGAAUUGUGGAGAAUUUCAUCCACAUCCUGACACAGAGUUUAACCUCACGUAGUAUGAAGUGGUUUCUCAAGGAGUUUCCUAGUACUUUGGCCCAGACCUUGUACUGCUGUUUCUGCUGUUGUUUCCCUCAGUCCUGCAGCAGCAUCCGCAGUGAUACAUUCCUCAUCCAACUGUGCUUUACUGCCUACCAGUGGACAGGAGGUCUCUGUCCUGCCCCUGAUGUCUUUAAGAAUUGGGACUUUGAUGCCCUGGAACCAGAAGAGGCCACUAAUGUAGAGUUUGUGUCCGGCAAUGUAAGGAAUGAACAAGAGAGUGGGUCGUGUUUGCCUCUCCUGGAUAGUGAAUUUUCAAGAGACCGUGUGGAAGAGCCCUCUCUCAGUAAAUCGACCAGUGAAGGUUUAUCGUUUGCCAGUAGCAAUCACGGCACCAUGGGGAGCAGGCCAUCCGGAAACACCAUCGAUGCAGCCAGCACUUCCUCAGCCCAAAAAGAGAACACAGCGGGAUCAGAGAACAUGCCUGGGACAGACCUAAAGGCCCUGACUGGAAAGGGAAACCUGAAACCUGCCCAAGAGUCCCAUGUAGUGUACCCGGCUGUGGAGUUUAAGCGCAGCAUGUUUAACCUGUAUGGCAACAGUCCGUUACUGCAGUACUAUAUGCAAAUUCACCAUAUGGAGACCAGGUUGGGACAAGACGCAUUGGUGGUCCGGACCGAGAUCAGAAAGCUCCCUCCAUAUCCUUUCGGUGUGCACGUGCGUGUGGGCAGGCAUUUUAUCCCAGCAGGAUAGUAAAACAAGGAAAAUGUGACGACUUGUGGACAUAAAGUCAGUCUAAAGAAGGGAUAUUGGCCAAUAGAAAGUGUAAUACAUGGUUGUGUUAAGCGAUAGGCCUCAGGGUUAGAGGAAAAUAGGAUUUUCAACAGAAAUAAAUGUUUUGGCCCCCAUAACAACAUUAAUACUAACAGUUGUAUGUGUGUGUAACCAGUGUAGAAUGCCUCUUGUUUCUUCUCCAGCGUUCAUAUGACCAAUGGAUCAGUGUUGGUGUUGAUCUUUAAUUUGGGCAAGAAAAUAAACACUUCCAUAAAUCAAAGUUUGGCUUUUCCACCGUACACCAAAUCCUGUUUUCCCCACUGGUACUGAAGACCGGUUACUCAUGAAGAGCCAACAGCACAACAAAUCGUCAACACACAGAAACACGACAUACCUGACAAGAAAAUAAAUACUCUCAUAAAUCAACUUGUCGCUCUGUCCCCAUACACCAACACUUCUGCAAAGUCCAAAUGAACAAUAGUUGGGGAAAUGAAUAGCCGUUCUAGCCCAACAUACAAUCCAAAGUA
Molecule: messenger RNA, 2065 nt
Organism: Esox lucius (northern pike)
Lineage: Eukaryota; Metazoa; Chordata; Actinopteri; Esociformes; Esocidae
Product: protein FAM227A
Exons: 13
Coding region: 108-1517 (469 amino acids)
Source: RefSeq, a predicted model, not a curated record